UGUAUUUUGUAGGCACCAAGCACAUAUUGGAUGUCAUGUAAAUGUGAAAUGCUCUAACAAUAGUAACUGAGACAGUUGAGAAACUUAAGGAAGGGAAGUCACCAUUUUGAAUUUAGCUUUUUAUUGAUGGGUUGAGUGAUUUGGGAGAGACAAUGUGGCUCCAAGGCUAAAGAGCCCACAGGGAUUCAGAGGGCAAAGGUUUGGAUAUCAGUCAAAGCAGCAGCUACAGUGAUCUCAGGCAAGCAGCUUCCUUCUUCUGGAUGUCAAUUUUGUCCCAGGAAUACUAGGCUUGAUGCCACAAAACUAUCUCCAAGGGGUGUUAAGCCGGAGUUGCUAUAAGUGGUUGUUCAGAUUGUAUACUGUAAAAGGGCUCCAGAUGGGGGUUAAGUGGGAGUCAGCAUGUAGUUCACUCUUGUGUUCAUCCAUCUGCAUGCUGGGGAGGUCCGUCUGGAGGAAAGGGACGCUUUUUCCAAUGUGCACAAUAGUACUAUUUGGGCUAGUACUGACCCUGUGUCAAGCAAUUUGACAGCGAUGGGGCACGACACAGAAUGGAUAAAUUCAUUCGCUCCAGCUACUGAAUACCUAGUAUAUGCCAGGCCCAAUUUUAGUCUAAGGAUUGGACAAUGGAUCUAACUUCCCUCGGAUUUUCCCCCUUUUCACCAGCCCAUCUUCUGCUAUAUUCCUGCUGAUGAAACGGUCACCCCCACCCAUUUCUCUUCGGCCCACUGCCAGCACUGUUGUUUCAUUAUUCUCACUUGGACUAUUCCAGCAGAUGGACUUCUACGUCUAUUCCCGUUUUACGUUGUACUUUUGAGCCGGGGUCUCGCUAAACCGCGAAUCGUUCAGCUCCUAUUCGCGUUUCUCUGGUCUCACCCUCCCAGAGGGCUAGGAGUAGAGGCGUAAACUCCCAGGCCCGGCCGAAAAAAAUUAACUUGAAACAGACUGAGGCGAAUGGCUUGAAAAGAAGGCGGCAAAACUGAGUAGUGCUAUAUAAAAACAACGCUGUAAUGUACAACAGCGUUGAGUAAUGUUUACGUUACAUAACCUAAAAAUACCUCCCCCCCAUGGCUUCGGCGGCAAGGACGUUUCCCGCGGCGGCAGAAUCAGCAAUACAGACUGGCGUACACAAUAGGAAGCAGAGACACUGCAGAUUACUUUUUCAAGAACUUUAGCAGUUAAGGCACGACUGAGUGGGACGUGAAGCCACUGGCGGGCCAAGAGCGCACGAGAAACGUCCUCUGGAAGCCACACACCCUCCUCGCCCUGUUCACCAGCCCCGCCCCGCGUGACGAACGUGGUGGGCGUGGCGCGGCGGCGCGCAGACUACGUUCCCCAGAAGGCCUCGCGGCAGGGGCGGAGCCGAGGCCUCGCGCGAGCCCCAGCGGCGAGCGGAAGAGACGGAGCUUCUUGGAGGCGGCGGAAGAGGAGGUCGACGGCGUCCCGAUUGAGGUGGUGCCAUGCAGGAAGAAGUGGAGAGAUGCAAAGGUCGAACCAAAAGGCCUGACAUGGCGCUUUAUGUACCUAAAGCUCGUAGGAGUACAGUUCUCCUUAAGACAGGUGAUAAGGAAAAGAACUGUGGUUCUCCUAACUCUGUGAUGAAAGAACAACGAAAAGGAAGUUGUCUUUCCCACAAGCAGAUCUUUGAAGACAAACUAGAGGCUCAGAGACUAAGUAUAAACCCUGAUAAUAAUUGUCAAGAAGAAAAGAGAUCUUUAACAAAAUUAAGAAAAGACACCUGCCUUUAUAAAAGGAAUAAAGACAGGGUUUGUACUAAGAAAGGACUAACGGUUUCCAGAGAAGUAUUAUCCCAAGAACAUCAACAAAGAGUCUCAAAUGCUGGGAUUAUGCCUCAAGCACCUUUACAAAUACAUUUUAAACCAAAGACAAUGGAAUAUUCAGAGGUUAAUGGUACAGAAGUGACAGGAUAUGAAGGAAUAGUUCUAUCACAGUCCUGUUCAAAAAUUAGUGAGGUCAAUCAGGUUCUAAGUGGACCAUUUCAGAAUAUGGAAUUAUGUGACUUCAGUAGACAUGAGCUAAGUAGGGAAAAUUGUGAAGACAAAGAUUUGGGAUGCAGAAUUGAAACUGAUGCUAAAAUUGGGGAAGUAAUACAAGAGCUUCCUAGCAGUCUUACUGCUGAGAGUGUGCUUGUACCUGCAGAACAGUGCUUGGCUUCUGAACUUACACAACAGAAUGUACAAAUACCCGAUGGAACACUGAAGCUCAGCAGUGGAAGCAUCACUGCUAUUUCUGUUUCUGGAAGUCCAGAUGUUGUCAUUGAUCAGACUCAUGUAGACUUUCAAGUUGAGAAUAUAGCUGAUAAAGCCGACAGUACAGAUUUCAUCUUGGGUCAGAAAGAUAUAGAUUCCAUUCCUGAGACUAUGGCUCAUAUUGUCCAUAAAAUGACUAUGGUCAGCAAAUUAGAGCACACAAGUAGCAUUACUGAUCCAAUGAUUAGAGGAUGUGAGGAGAAUGACAGCACUGAUGAUGAGUUAUGUGGAAAGUAUAAACCUUUGGAUACAGCUGUUCUUGUUCAUGAAACAGAUGAUGGACCUAAGCGUAUAGAUGACAUUACUAGUAAGGCAUGUGUGAUGGAUAUCACAGGUGCCACGUGUGAUCAUGUAUGUGUAGGUAGCCCUUGCGUAGUUCGACUAGCUGAUACUUGUAGUGAUGCAGAUAGAUUCUCAAAAUACAUAGAAAUGAGUGCAGAUGAAGCCCCUCCUCAUGUAGUUAGAAGUGAGAAUGACUCUGGAAAUUUCAGCAGCCUAACUGCUUGCUCAGAUACUUAUGUUGCAAGUGUUUCAUCGUGUUUUAUAGAGUCAACAGGAAAGUUGAUAGAAAAUAUGUCAGAUUGUACUUCCUCCUUACCUAUCAAGAAGAUUGCUGGUAAUAAUUAUAACACUUUUUUGGACUCUGAACUACAUACGUCAAAUGGACCAAAAGAACUUACAGGGAGUGCCUUAGGCAAUGGUCUGGAUAUUACUGGUGAUAUAACAGAGGCAUGUGAACUAAGAACUGCUGAAGAGUUCAAAACAAAAGAACAAGAUGACACAGAGAAUAUAGAAUUUGGUGUAGAAUUUCCUGUUAGAGACUCCUCUAUGGAAACAUCCAUGGAACUAAAAUCAGCUGAAACUUUUCAUGCAACACAAGGUACUGCUAUGGAGGAAAGCUGGGAAUCUAUGUUUAACGAUGAUGGUGAUUGCAUAGAUCCACGUCUUCUGCAAGAGUUAUCAGGGAAUAUAAAGAACAAAGAAAGUAUCCAGGAACCUAGAUUUGAUUAUUACAACCACAAAGUUCCCGAUAUUGACCUCAGUGAAUGUGAGUUCCCACAUGUCAUUGAAAUUUAUGACUUCCCCCAAGAAUUUCGUACAGAAGACCUUCUACGGGUUUUCUGCAGUUACCAAAAGAAAGGAUUUGAUAUUAAAUGGGUGGAUGAUACACAUGCUUUAGGAAUAUUCUCCAGUCCAAUCACAGCUCGUGAUGCUUUGAGUAUUAAACAUAACAUGGUGAAGAUCCGGCCCUUGUCACAGGCCACAAGAGCAGCCAAGGCCAAGGCUAGAGCUUAUGCUGAAUUCCUUCAGCCAGCGAAGGAGCGUCCUGAGACUUCAGCAGCCCUAGCCAGAAGGUUAGUCGUCAGUGCCCUUGGGGUUCGAAGCAAGCAGAGCAAGACCGAACGGGAGGCAGAGCUCAAGAAACUGCAGGAAGCCAGAGAAAGAAAACGUUUGGAAGCCAAGCAAAGAGAAGAUAUCUGGGAAGGCAGAGAACAGUCUGUAGUUUGAGCAUCAUUCAGUGAAGAGUAAACUCCAUGAAUUAAAAAAAUAUUUCUCUAUCCUCAAAUACAAGGAUCCUUCAGAGCUAUGCACAUGCAGACAUGCAUGUUAAAGAAAGAGAAAAAGCUAUCAAGACAAACAUUGACUGGGUAGAAAGAAAACAGACACUUGUCUUCACUCCUAAAUGCAGUUCUUCGCUGUUGCCCUACUGUGGUAGAUAUGAAAGGGAGUGGUCAGCUGGGAAGAAACAUGGAAGAUGUAGCUUCCAGGAGGCCCGUGGACAGAGCAAGCCGUGUGAGCGUGGAUCAUACUUCAAGGUGUGUGAAGCAGAGCAGAAGAUCCAAGCAAGCAGUGAUGGGAGGUUUCGGCCCUGCAAAGGCAGCGCAUUCCUUGUUACCUUACACAGCUGAAAAAAGCAGUAUUGGGGAUAGGAAUGGAGGACACGUGAGGAGCAGUUCAGACAUGGACAGACCAGAGUUGUACUUGGCACACACAGUCACACUGCUGGUCCCAGAACUCCAGAGCUGGUGAUCUGUCACAGAUGGGGGUAUUUGGAUCCGGAGUGGUACUAAACUCCAUGCCUGGGGCUGCUCCAGGUAUACAGCAACCAGGCACUUGCCCACUGCAUUCCUCCAGCCACUCUUGAGGAGUUGCAUGUCAUUUCUACUUUAAGCAGUAAUUUAUUGUAAAAGGGAAACAUUAAAGGCCAUUUUACAACAUA
Molecule: messenger RNA, 4488 nt
Organism: Octodon degus (degu)
Lineage: Eukaryota; Metazoa; Chordata; Mammalia; Rodentia; Octodontidae
Gene: R3hcc1l
Product: R3H domain and coiled-coil containing 1 like
Exons: 7
Coding region: 1458-3776 (772 amino acids)
Source: RefSeq, a predicted model, not a curated record